GGCGGCGCAGCGAGGCGGGGGUCACCUCGGUGGCUGGCGCUCCGCCCGGGGGGGGGGGAGGCUGCACCCCGCGCCUGCCACCUCCCCCCACCUCGGCGCCCUUCUUCCACCUGCUGCGGGGCCGCCCCGCGCUGCCGUGCUGCCGCCCAGGGGGUAGCCGGCCGCUCUGGCGGGGCCGGGGGCGCGGCGAGCUGGCUCCUCCGCCCGGGGGCCGCGGCGGCCAUAAAGGGCCGGGGAAGGGGCGGCGUGGCACUGCGGUAGCGGGGCGGCUGGCCGGCGGGUGAAUGCGGCAGAGCAGAGCGGAGCGGCGGCAUCUGGCGGGGGCGGCUCCUCCCGCCGCCGCCUCCUCCUCCUCCUCUGCUGGCGGCUCCUGACGGAGCGUUCCCGGCCGGCGGGAGCGCCGGUGGCGGGGCCCGGCCCUGCCCCGGCAUGGCUUUCCCCGGGGCGGUAGCCGAGAUGCCCAGACAGUUUCCAAAGCUGAACAUCUCUGAGGUCGAUGAGCAUGUGCGACUUCUAGCAGAGAAGGUAUUUGCUAAAGUUCUCCGAGAAGAAGACAGCAAAGAUGCCUUGUCACUAUUCACCGUGCCUGAGGACUGCCCUAUUGGGCAGAAGGAGGCCAAAGAAAGGGAACUGCAGAAGGAACUGGCAGAACAACAGUCUGUGGAAACAGCUAAAAGGAAGAAAAGUUUCAAGAUGAUUAGAUCCCAGUCUUUGUCAUUACAAAUUCCAUCUCAGGAAUGGAAGGCACCAUCAGCCAAUCCCAUUCUGUCUCCUGCAACGCCAGUUCUUCCAAGUGCUUUUCUGCCAGUCCAAGUGCCAUACGAUGUACCAGAGUUUCAGAGAGUUUCAAUUAGUGGGGACUACUGUGCAGGGGUUACAGUUGAUGAUUAUGAACAAGCUGCCAAGAGCCUGGUGAAAGCUCUUCUCAUUCGAGAAAAGUAUUCACGUCUUGCCUAUCAUCGCUUCCCAAGAAUAACAUCUCAGUAUUUGUGUAGCAUGCAAGAUGAAAAAUGGAAGGUUGAAGAUGAAGUGUGUCCAGAUUUCCAUUCACCCCCAGAAGAAAAUGAAGAUCCUUACAAUCUUGAUGAUGCUCCAGACAAUUUGGAUUAUGUUAUCAAGAUAAAAGGUGGCAUUCCCUUUGUUUAUGAUAACAAAGAAAUGAUGGAACUCAAUGAGCCUCGAAGUCUGCCAUAUCCUGACCUGGAGACCUAUACCCUUGACCUGAGCCAUGUUCUUGCUCUAAUUGCAGAUGGUCCAACAAAAACAUAUUGUCAUCGGAGGCUUAACUUUUUAGAAUCUAAAUUUAGUUUACAUGAGAUGUUAAAUGAAAUGUCAGAAUUUAAAGAACUAAAGAGUAAUCCACAUCGAGACUUCUAUAAUGUGAGAAAGGUUGAUACUCAUAUCCAUGCUGCUGCUUGCAUGAACCAGAAACACUUACUGAGGUUUAUUAAGCACACUUAUCAAACAGAGCCCGACAGGAUUGUUGCAGAGAAAAAAGGCAAGAAGAUGACUUUAAAGCAAGUCUUCGAAAGCCUUCACAUGGACCCUUAUGACCUCACUGUAGACUCUUUAGAUGUCCAUGCGGGUCGUCAAACAUUUCAUCGAUUUGACAAAUUCAAUUCCAAGUACAAUCCAGUUGGUGCCAGUGAGCUGAGGGACUUGUAUUUGAAAACUGAAAACUACAUUGGUGGUGAAUAUUUUGCUCGUAUGGUCAAGGAAGUAGCCCGUGAACUAGAAGAAAGUAAGUACCAGUAUACAGAACCCCGCUUAUCCAUUUACGGACGGUCUCCAGAUGAAUGGCUGAACUUGGCAAAAUGGUUCAUUAAGCAUAAAGUUUAUUCCCCUAAUAUGCGCUGGAUAAUUCAGGUUCCCAGAAUCUAUGACAUAUUUAGGUCAAAAAAUAUUCUGCCUAGUUUUGGGAAGAUGUUGGAGAACAUCUUUGUACCUUUGUUUGAAGCAACAAUCAACCCCAAAGACCACAGAGAAUUGCACCUUUUCCUCAAAUAUGUUACUGGCUUUGACAGUGUGGAUGAUGAAUCCAAACACAGUGGCCAUAUGUUCUCUGAUAAAAGCCUUAACCCCGACCUCUGGACCAGUGAGAAGAAUCCCCCGUAUAGCUAUUAUUUGUAUUAUAUGUAUGUGAACAUCAUGUUGCUGAACAACCUUAGGAGGGAAAGAGGCAUGUGUACUUUUCUGUUUCGACCUCACUGUGGAGAAGCUGGAUCUAUCACACACCUUGUAUCAGCCUUUCUGACAGCAGACAACAUUUCUCACGGAUUGCUCUUGAAGAAGAGUCCUGUCCUCCAGUACCUUUAUUAUCUUGCACAAAUACCCAUUGCUAUGUCUCCACUUAGUAACAAUAGCCUGUUCCUGGAGUACUCAAAAAAUCCACUACGGGAAUUUCUACAUAAAGGACUUCAUGUCUCUCUCUCCACAGAUGAUCCUAUGCAGUUUCAUUAUACAAAGGAAGCUCUCAUGGAAGAAUAUGCUAUUGCAGCCCAGGUGUGGAAACUCAGUACCUGUGACUUGUGUGAAAUAGCAAGAAACAGCGUACUACAGAGUGGAUUGUCAGAUAAGGAAAAACAGAAAUUCUUAGGGGUGAAUUACUGUAAAGAAGGGCCUGAGGGAAAUGACAUCCGAAAGACAAAUGUUGCACAGAUCCGGAUGGCCUUCAGGUACGAGACACUGUGCAAUGAACUUAGUUUCCUGUCUGAUGCUAUGAGAACAGAAGAGAUUUCUACUCUGUCGAAGUAGUUAUAAACUCAAAGAAACCAGAACAUUUCACUCCUAAGCAGGGUAAGAUGCUAAUUAACAUUGAAUCAUCUGCUUUGAUGCUACCAAGACACAGCUGAACAGAACAAGAGGAAAAUAGAGUAUCUAUGGAAGGUAAACAGCAUUUGCUGUUAUCCUUCACUGCAUUAUUCUCAUUGGAAAAAUUUCAGUUUCUACAAACAUUAGACUUUGUAAGAUUGCUGUAAAUAUAAAAUGCAAACUCAGAAUCAUGUAAUAUUUGUUUCAUACUGUCUUAACUGUGCACUAUAUUGUAGCUUGGAAAACAACAGCCAAUAUCCGUAGUGCAUCUGUGAUAUGCACCUCAGGAUUCUGCAGAUGCUGACAGUAUACAUGCACUGGUGUUUGUCCUCAUAGUUUCAGUAGCAAUCACGGCAUUUAGCACUUGUAAGUUUAACCAUUUAUUCAUUAACAGUUUGUAUGGAGUGCAUAGACUAGCCUUUCAUUCUGGAAGGUGUUCUGACAAAACAAAGUCUGGUAGUCUUGUUUAAUGACUAAUGAAUUACUUUUUGUUGUUGUAUAGGAUGUCUGUGAAGAACAGCAGAUUAAUGCUUUUUAAUCUAGUAAGUAGAAAACAUGGUGUCAAAAUCAUCACUAUUGUACAUUUUAAUAAUGAGUCUAACUAUAUCAUGAAAACUUUGCCUUGAAAGUCUAGAACACUUUUUUAUUGCUUUGUAAUGGGAGUAUGUGGAUAUGCCAGUUCAAAUCACUUGGAAAUUUAUGCAGAUAAUUUUGGUUGCAUGUAGAGAAAUUUUUUACUUGAACAAAGGAAGUGUUCUUACAAAUCAGUGGUAGAAACUCCAGACCUGGGUUCUGGUCCUACUUCUGACAUCUUUUUACACAUUUGUGUUGGUUUGUAUUUUAGUCAAUUAGAGUUGAAUGAGAAGUCAAACUGUCUAUUUCUACAGAAGCUAGCCCACUUGAAAUAUGUCAUUUCAAAUCAUGUUAUGUUAAACUCUUUAUUUAGGAUGGAGUGGCUAGUAAAAUAUAGCUACUGGAAUAUUUAUCACUUUCAAUCUUUUUUUUCUGUUUGAUCAUCCUUCUUAAGACACAGUACUACUCAUUCGGAAAGAUUUAAAGGCAGUAACAUGAGAGCAUCUAUGUACCGUAGAAGUUGCAUGUAGUUUCACACCUUUUUUGACUAGGGGUAGCAGAGGAUGUUGAUGUCUCUGAGUCCAACAUUACGCCACUUAAUUGGAAGGCCUGUAGUCCCUAAGUUAGGAUCUUGAGCCUGUGGUUAGAGAACUGGCUAUCUACUCUAAUACAUAGGGAGGUUAGGCAUCUUAGAACAGUAAUUCAGAAUUAAUGCAGAAAAAGCAAGUAAUGAAUACUAGCCAAUCAAGCCUCACUAGACCUAGAACCCUGCAUAUUUUACUAUAUCAGAUGUCUUGUGCCACUUGUAUUUCUUAAGCCAGGCCCUUCUGGGGCUUAGGCACCUACAUCCUUUCAAGGACUGAUCAGGUCUUGCUUUUCCUUGUAAAUGCAGCUAGAAGUAGCAGUGGUGACAUCACCAGUACCAAACCAACUCAUUAAUGGCAUAAAUGCAUAUAUGCAUUGAAGACAUACAUUCUGUUGUCAGGCUGUGGCAGUUAAAAGCAAUACCUAUAUGGACAUAUUUUUAAUGUACCUGCUGUCCUGAAUGGUGAUUGCAGGGAAAUGGCACCAAAGUAAGGGAAGGAGGAAUUCCCUAUCACCUCCGAUAGCUGUGUGGCCCCAUAAAAGAGAUUAAACCUAAAGACCCUUAGGAAGCAGCCUGGAACGAAGGCUGCUCUGAGGGAGACAGAGGCACUGGAGCAGAGUUGUGGCCAUCCAGCCAUCUUCACCAUUAGCCAGUGUCACAUGCCGGGAGCUGUGGUGAUUGCAGACGUUCUUCAUCCAAAAUGUGGUUGCAGACCAGCGGUGGGAGACUUGACUCUGGCUCUUCAGUGACCUAGCCUAAUGGCUGCAGUGUUCAACAAGUGCCAGUUUGUAUUCCUUGUGAAGCUAAAAAUUGUGUGAAACUGUGCGAUAGAAUAAAUUUGCCCAAAGUUUUUAGUCAACAAUGCCUGUUGGCCUCACUGUUAGAAACUUCAGCAUCUCCUAGAAUGUGUUAUCAGGCCUGGGAAGUCUAAUUUUCUUAGGAUGAAGUCUGAAAACAGUGGUUCAAGCAUUUUAGAUGCAUAAAAUGCAGAUCUAUUGUUUUCAUUAGUACAACUUACUGAUGAAUUGUUAUCAACACAACAUUAUUUACCUGAGAAAAGCAUCUGUGUCCAGGCUAAAUACGCAACAUGCUUAGUUUUGAAGAAUUUCAAUUGUGUGUUUUCAUCUGAUAAACAUUGCUUUACGUAGGUUGUUUCAUGUGAAGAUCGCUAUUAGUGCUGCUUUUGUUGUUACUUAGAUUUCUUUCUUAGUUUUCUUAACAUUAUACCAAAUUAGUGUAUGUUUAAUACCUUUUCAGCUUUCCUUACCUCAAACACAUCAGGUUCUAGUACGUCUGUAGCUCUUAUUAAAGAGAAAAAUCAAAACUGGAUUUGAAUAUUCAGCUAAUGGACAGUAAUUGAGAUUUUGUCAGUAAUAACAAUAACACACAAGUGGCCAUGACCACAAGUUUUGCUUUCUGUGCUUCCUUGUGUGCUGCUUUUAAGGAUAAAUUGAGCCAAUGGUGAUGAAACAUACCAACAUUCUUUCAAGCUUCCACUACUCCAUCUCUUUUGGUCAUCUUUUAAUGAGGCAAAGGUUACUGAUUCUCAAGUUCAGUUCUUAAACUUCACCUUUUUUUUAAAGUCGCUUUAAAGUUGCACUUUUUUUCUAACUUAUAGCUGUUCAGAAUAACCUUGCAGUUUUAGGAUAUGUAUGUAAUGAAGGGUCGAUCCAGUGUUGAAGUGUUACUGAUAGCUGAAUUACUGGUAUAUUUACUCAAAUAUAAGACAGGGCAGUUGCUCGCCCCAGUGGGGCUGAAAUCAAAUCUGGUUAUACAACAGCUUGUGUUUUACUUAGAAAGGGACUAGCACAGCAUCACUGCAGGUGUUGCUUCAGAAUGGAAGAAUACCCUAUUUUCUCUUCAUUGGUGUUAAGGUUCAAAUAUUAUUCAAGACUUCCUUAAAUCUGUUAGCUCAGAGCAUUUUAUACUUUCACCUAAAAUGGUUAAUUAUGGUUAUUUGAUGUUUACGACAUGUCUAUCUGAACAAUUCCUAGUGAUGCCUUUCCAUUCUGUUACCUUAGCAAACUUAUGUUGCUCUGCCACUGGAUAAUACAAUUAUUUUUCUCACCCCAGAGCUACCUUAUAUUCUCCUAUCAUUGUUCUUUACUUGUGGCUAAACCUUUCUGUUCUAUUUGCCUAGUUAAAAUCUAAGUCUGGAAAAGGUGGGGGGGAGGGAUGUCUGUAAAAACUGCUUUAUCUUUCUGUGCCUGGGUUAAAUGAUGUUUAUAUUUUGCCUCUUGUGGAAGCAUUAAACAUUACACAAAUAAAUACAUUAUAAAA
Tyto alba (common barn owl) is the source of this 6250-nucleotide messenger RNA. RefSeq names its product adenosine monophosphate deaminase 3 (gene AMPD3). Gene Ontology annotation, biological process: AMP metabolic process; IMP salvage. NCBI's taxonomy places the organism in Eukaryota, Metazoa, Chordata, Aves, Strigiformes, Tytonidae. Gene Ontology annotation, cellular component: cytosol. Bases 430 to 2754 code for a protein of 774 amino acids. The transcript is spliced from 15 exons. The record is from RefSeq and is a predicted model, not a curated record. Gene Ontology annotation, molecular function: AMP deaminase activity.